This is a messenger RNA of Eucalyptus grandis, 1090 nucleotides long. Its product is annotated as glutathione S-transferase F9. The record is from RefSeq and is a predicted model, not a curated record. NCBI's taxonomy places the organism in Eukaryota, Viridiplantae, Streptophyta, Magnoliopsida, Myrtales, Myrtaceae. Gene Ontology annotation, cellular component: cytoplasm. Gene Ontology annotation, molecular function: glutathione binding; glutathione transferase activity.
GGAUUAAUUGUGGGUUGGUGCAUCAUUGACUUGUGCACCUUCUUCUGCUGCUCUAACAAAGAGACCUCUUUAUAGCGCCACGGAGACACAGCGGAGAGAGUCGCUGACUAGGUCCGUCAAGAAGGAAGAGAGAAGCACAGAGAGAGAGCGAGAGUGACGAUGGUGGUGAAGGUGUACGGACCUGACUACGCGUCGCCGAAGCGGGCACUGGUGUGCCUGCUCGAGAAGGGCGUCGAGUUCGAGACCGUCGGCGUCGACCUCCUCAAAGGCGAGCACAAAGCCCCCGAGUACCUCAAGCUCCAGCCCUUCGGAUCGCUUCCUGUGGUUCAAGAUGGCGACUACACUCUGUUCGAAUCGCGGGCCAUCAUAAGGUAUUAUGCCGAGAAAUACAAGGACCAAGGGACUGAACUGCUGGGGAAGACAAUCGAGGAGAGGGGGCUCGUUGAGCAGUGGCUCGAAGUCGAGGCCCACAACUUCCAUCCGCCAAUCUACGACCUUGUCCUCAAAAUUGUUUUUGGCCCUUUUAUUGGGCUUACCCCGGAUCCGAAGCAGCUCAAAGAGAGCGAGGACAAGCUCUGUCAGGUUCUGGAUAUCUACGAGGAGAGGCUGUCAAAGAGCAAGUACCUGGCAGGGGAUUUCUUCAGCCUUGCCGACCUGAGCCACCUUCCGUUCACCCAGUUUGGUGGGAAAGAUAGGGAAGGAGUAUCUGAUAAGGGACCGAAAGCAUGUGAGCGGUUGGUGGGAGAUAUCUCGAGCAGGCCUUCUUGGAAGAAGGUCCUUGAGCUCUGGCCCGGUCUGUAUUAGGACUGUUUUAUCAGUUAUGCCGAGUGCACCCGAGUCCUUGGUCUAUGCGAAGGAUAGCGAGUCUUUCUGUGUCUACUAAGUAUGUUUCUACUCGAUCUGGGUGAUCAAAUAAGCUUUGUUGAGUCUGGUUUGACCGAUCCUGUCGUGGACCUCCUUCUUGUUGUAUUAUUCAUGGCGGUGUUGUGUGUUGUUGGGCUGUGUUCGCAGCUGAUUAGUACUAUGCGAGCGACUUUGGUGAAAUUAAAAAUUAAUCACCUACUUAUCAACUUUUGAGGAUCUUUUACAA